Messenger RNA from Nylanderia fulva, 14213 nucleotides. RefSeq names its product ubiquitinyl hydrolase 1 puf (gene puf). The record is from RefSeq and is a predicted model, not a curated record. Gene Ontology annotation, molecular function: cysteine-type deubiquitinase activity. Lineage: Eukaryota; Metazoa; Arthropoda; Insecta; Hymenoptera; Formicidae. Gene Ontology annotation, cellular component: nucleus; cytosol. Gene Ontology annotation, biological process: protein deubiquitination.
ACAUUCAAGAUGGCGGCGAUCAGCUGUGUUCUGUCACAAUGACAAUCCGCCUCGACAGUCGGAUUAAUUAGCCUAAAAAUCGGUGCGCGGCAUGUUAUGAAUAAUCCUACGUCGAUCUUUCGUUCCUUCCUCGAAUUCGACGUGCGACGACCGCAACUCUUUUCCUUCCUCGCCCCGGGAACCCUCGAGGGCCGACUGACCGUGAAUCUACGACGACGGCGCCCGAAGUCCGAAGUGAGCGGCGAGUGGAAGCGCGCAGCAGCCUAGCCUAGCCGCACAAAAGCAAUAUGGUGGUGCUCGUCAGGGACAGUCGAGCGCACACGGGGGAUGUUUAAUAAUAUUGUCACCGUUGUGGCGAAACGUGCGUCGGUGACGGAGCCGAGUGAUGAACUUGACGUGACCGAAAGCCUCUUGCUAGGCUGAAAAAACCACCAUGUGCGAUGUGUGCGUCGACUUUCACGAUCUUCUGCUUUCCUAUGACGAACGUUCGUCGAAGGAACAAGAUGCUUUAGCGACGUUAUGCAUAACGGAUGUCGACACGACGUUGCAUUAUGUUAAUCAAUGGGUGCAAAGACAAUGUAUGUGCUGUUAUCGUGAGAUUAAAAAUUUUGAUCGAUUUAUAAGGCUAACUCAGAGUAUCGUACUCUGUACGUUACAACAAUUACAAGUUAUACAGCAAAAUGAAGAUGUUGCUAAGGAGACUGUUAAAGAAGGGAAAGAGGAGGAAGAGAAAAGUAGUAAACGAAAGUCCGGCGACAACGCGGAGCAUGCACAAGUGGAAGCUCAGACGAAGCAGACAUGGUCGCAGCAGGAUAGAGAAAGAUUGUUUCAUCUACUCUCGAAAAUUUUUUUAUUAAACUUUCCUCUCUAUAUCGCUAUGAAGCACGGCGGUGUAAUCAAUCCUUUAGCUCCUGUCAAGGAUGAAGGCGGUUAUUGCGAACCACACGAUCCUGAAGUACCGGCGCCUUUGAUUCGUGCUGUAUCUAUAUUUUGCCAUCAAGGAGGUUUUAAUUUGAUGUCCGCUUGUUUCGAUAUGGAAAGCACACUGCCUGUUAGCCUUGCGCAUUCUAUGGUUGCAGUUAUUUGUAAUCUCAAACUUUGGUUGAACUACGGUAGCGUCAUCCAACUAUUUAUACCAUUGCGCAGUCGAGUUAUGAAGUACAUGUGCCGUUUAGGGGACAAGGAGUUGCGUACUCCUGCUGUUAGGACAAUGGCAGAUUUUAUGUGGAGCGCGGUGAAAGAUCCAAUAGACGCCGUAUUACCGAGUUUCGAUCGCGAUGGACUCGACUUGGCAUUUAAAUACUUUACUAGUACAACUCUGACUAUGAGGCUGGCUGGUGUAGCCCAGAUAAACGCUCAUAUCACCGCUUCUAAUGAGCUCUGCAACAGCGAGACAGUCGCCGAGGUCGAACAAGUGGGUCACGCGCUUGCCGCUUGGUUGACUGAGAACAACAUCAUAGCUCAUAUAUUCGGACCAAACUUACACGUAGAGGUUAUUAAGCAGAGUCAUAUUAUAUUAAGCUUCCUAGCUAUGGAAGGUAGAAUUACGUCCUCGGACAUGGACACUAUGUGGCAAGCCGCCCAGCUGAAGCACUGUGGCCGUCCGGUUUACGAUCUGUUAGCACCUUUGGUCAAACAUCUGGCUCCUACUCCUGUACUUCAUCUGUACUCUUUAUUAGGCAAACUAGAACCUAAGGAUCACACGGAACAAAGUUUGUUCUUAGCGUCUGCUUUGAUCAAAUUUAUCUGGACGUCCGGUCGUUCGGCUUAUCCGAGGGGUUUAGUGAUGAAAAAUAGAGAGAUUUUGAGGAGCACUAGUGGAGUCGGUGGAAGUAGCAGCAGCGAUCCGAGCGGUAUGGACGGUAGUAGUCCGGAAGACGACGAGGAGGAGCCUAGUCCGACAUUGUCCGAUGGACCGUCGCCUAGAAAACAAGCAAGGGCUGAUAGCAGCGAUGGUGAAGGACAUUAUAAGGGAAAGAAUUUGACGACUAGCACCAUCGAGUCGAGCCUCAAUGAAAUCGAAGACUUGAAUUCUGAGAAAUUUGAUUGUAAUAGAGAAUUAACUAAGGAUUCAUCGAGUGCUAUCCGCGAGGAGAUCAAGAGCAAGCAAAGCGGAUCCGACGCCGAAGCGGACACGGAGAAGUCGAAUACAGAGGAGAUGUUUGUACACGAGAAGAAAAAGCGAAAGAUCCUACGCAAGCGAAAAAGACCGCAAAAGCGUUCUUUGAGUGCCGUUGAGAAAACGCUAGAAGAUAUCGUCGGUCAAGAUGAUAAUGUGAAAUCAAAAGAUUUGCUCGCAGACGCGAAAAGCAGAACGGAAGAUGUAUUGAAUAGCAGUUUAGACGUAGGCGCUUUAGCUUCCUUGGAUGAACCAAAGAGCGUCGACGCUUUGGAUCGCGUUAAACAACAAGCGAUGGCUUUGGACCCAAACGAUCAACAAGUUCCAACCACGGCGGCGCUGUUAAGACGCGCCAACAAGAAUAAAUACAUGUCUAUAGUGGGAUACAAUGUAGACAGAGCGGCCGAUUCGGCGGAUAGUUCACACGACGAGGACGAUAGCGAUGUAGCGGGUGUGCUCGCUGCCGCGGAUGGUCCUAGCGCGGUGAUAUCCGAACUUGCUGGAUUAGUACACGCCACCGGUCCUACGUUCUUGCCUUCGGGCUUAGACGAGAUGCUUUCCGAUGAAGAAGGCUCGUACAGUAGUAGAAUAUCGAACAAGAGUGAAAAGAACAUGGCCGACUUUGAUGGCGAAGAGAGUGGUUGCGAGGAAGAAUUGGCCCAGUUAGCGGCGCGUCAUUUAACAGCUAUCCAAAUGCAAGCUUAUCAUCCUCAUCAUUCGCAUUCGACCAUGACGAUUAGAAGAUCAGUCUGUCAACCGCCGCAAGUGCGAGCCGCUCGACAAACAGCCACGAGAUUGAAUUCGCAAUUUAAUCUGGAUACAGUUUGUAAGCCGGGUAAUACAUUACUGUGGGAUCUUCUUCAGGAUGACAAGAUUGGUCAACUAGGUGAAGGCCUAGCCUUGGAAGCGGAGAAAGCGCUGUGCAAUCUUUUGUGCUUCAACGUCGAUCGUUUGAUCCCGAUGAAAUUUAUAGAGGGCUGCUUAGAGAACUUGGCGACUAAUCGUUCCGUGGUCGUAUCUCUAAGAUUAUUGCCAAAGUUGCUCGCGAGUUUCCAACAAUUCAGUGCGAUGGACGCGCACACUAUAACCACCUGGGCCGAUCGCGAGCGCGGCAUGAUGAAACAUUUCUUCAAUAAUCUGAAGACGUAUACAAACACGGGACCGAAGAGCAAUUUAUAUUCGCAUCAAACAGAAAUACAAGUCAGACUACAAUUUUUAUCGUCGAUCUUUUCGCCCUUAGGUUCACCCGAUUGCUUUCGUUUGAGUCUGGAACAAGUGGAUAUAUUAUGGCAAUGCUUGUCACAGGAUCCGAUCUGUGCCGACGAGCUUUUCAGCUGGUUACUCAGUCAAGCAAAAUCUACGGAGCAACACGCUUUAGGGAUGGACACUCUGAAACACUUGUGUAUGCGGAAAUUACCGAGCCUACCACCGGAAACCAUUAGUAUGACGGGCCUAAGUUUGUUUCAGCAGUUGUGUAAUUUGGCGCGCCUGGCCGCGGCGCACUUGGACAGGCCGUUGAGGGACGUGGAUUCAGUGGGCAUGGACUUUUUGUGGCGGAUUGCUUUGAAAGCGAAAAGCACCGACGUCAGUAUGGCAGCUAUACAGUAUCUCAACGGCUACUACAUGUCACGACAGCUGACGCAGGAGGCGGAAUUCGUUUCGCAGUGCAUGACGCAUCUCGCUGCAGCUAGCGCCGACCUCGAGAGCAAUGAAGAAGCCAGUUUGCGCUGUAUACAACGCGCCCUGCUUUUACUGAGGACGCAUUUGGAAGCCUUUCGAAAACGCUACGCCUAUCACUUACGCCGCUGGGUGCUGGAAGGUAGAGGCGUUGCCAGUCAAUGCUACGUGGCUAUGAACACAUCCGAGAAGGGCCAACAAUUGAGAAUCUUUGUGCAGCCUGCUGGUAUACCCGAGAAAACGAGUUUUACUCUUCUUAAUACCGAUUACGUAGCGGAUUUACGAGCUGAGGUGGCAAAAUGGUGGGACGACACGCAGAAUACUCAAGAGAAGUCCGCGGCUUCCGCGAAUGCCACUCAAAAUGGCGGCUCCGUUUUGGGAUCGUUGCUCACCGAUGGUCCUAUUCGAAUGAUCACUCAGGGGCAAGAGUUAACUAUCGACUUUGACGAGAAGACUUUGCAAGAAAUGAGCUUUAAAGACGGACAAUUGGUAUUUAUUUCACCUGGUGCCAGUAGAGGUAACGGCGGCGGUGGUCGUUGCAGCAAACGGGACAUGGAUUCGCCUUCGUUAUUACCGCCUCCUCCUAGAGAAUCUUUACCAACCUUAUUGUUACUUCGACCGCAGUACUUUGAGCAACUGUUUACGCUUAUGAGGACACUCAGCGCUAUGAAAACGACUGUGAAGGGUGGACAAGAGAUACCUCAUACGAAGGCUCAAGUACUCUCGAGGAGGGUCUGGGAUACGCUCACUCUGUUACCGACAAGCCCAACUUUGUUACGAGGUUUCCAAAAACUCGGCGAGACAUCCCUCCAGGAAUUACUCGAUCCGGCGAGUCCGCAGAAGUUGAUGUACUCUCUUUACAUAGUCGAGUCUUUGAGUCGACGAGGUACAACGAAUCAACCGUCAUCGAGUAAUUCCACCGCUUCGUCGACGGCUACGUCGGUGCAUCAAGGUGGCGGAGACGCGGACGACAAUCAGGACGAUAAGGAGAAAGAUGUAGCUUGGUCGACUCUAUUUGUGCAACACGGCGGACUCCGACAUCUUUUCGAUAUCUUUAUGUCAGGCUGUCUGGAGCAGGGAGACGGCAGCGAAUGGCAGCAGGAUUGUCUCGCCAGUUUGCUGAAGCAACUUUGUCAUCUCGGUGUUGUAAAAGAGGAGAAGAAACGCAACAAAGCGGACAAGCCGCUGUUGGUACCCAAGUUGAGCGAGGCGAUGCUGAGAAUGAUGAAUGUCGAUACAGUAAUGCCAAGGAUAACCAGCAUCUUGAACGACGCCUCGUUACCGCUCGAUCCGAACCAUUACAAGACCGGACUCUUCGGCCGAUCGCAAGUGAUACAUUAUGCCAUGGCACUGUUGGUUUGUUGGGUGCACAGCGAUCAGGCGGUACGACAAUACCUGUUCUCAUCGUCCGAACCGUUUGGGAAAACGUGGCUGCGCAGACUGAUAUUAGAGGAUCCCGAGCCGGCGGUAAGACGCGAAGUAUGCACGGCUCUGUACAAAUUAUGUUUAGGCAGCACCGGCGCGGAGGACGACAACUCGGAACAGAUGCCAGGAUUGAUAGUACCAAUGUUGAACACUCUGUUGGAGCAUCUGGUGAUUGCUGAAGCUAUGCAACCUUCUCAUCGCAAGCCAGACUUGCCGCUGCAUCUACAUCCAGUUCUGGACGAAGGAAAGGAACCCUAUGGACCAGCUUGUAAAGACUACUUCUGGUUGGUAUGCCGUCUGGUGGAUUCUCUACCGGACGAAGCGAUUCGAGAGAGCACGGCGGACGAGACCUCUGGCACGACUAUCGACCUCGAAGCGCUGGCCAUCCGAGUGAUCGAUUCCGUGCUCAAUCGGGAACACCUGGAGACGCGGCAUAAUACGGUGGAAGACGACGCUCUAGUUGGAUUGAUUAAUCUCACAUGUAACAUCAUGACGCAUAAUCCUCCCUGCAAGCAAGGAAAGAUCGGGCAGAAUUUGCUGGAUCAGGUAUUUGAUUUCUUAUUCGCCUUGCCGAGUCCACGGAGCAAGCAUGUGCCCAAGUGCAAGAGCCAAGCGUCCAGGUCAGCUGCUUUUGAUCUCUUAGUCGAACUGGUGAAAUCGGCGCCCGACAAUUACAGGAUACUGCAUGAGAAGUUGCUCGCCCAGCACCGUCCCGGACCUCACUCUCCAUAUCCGUGGGAUUACUGGCCUCACGAGGACGGACGUUCCGAUUGCGGCUACGUGGGCCUGACGAAUCUUGGCGCGACGUGUUACAUGGCCAGUUGCAUGCAACAUCUGUACAUGAUGCCGCAAGCGCGCGUCUCCAUCCUUGGCGCCGAUUGCAGCCGCGCCAAUAAGCAUCAGCUGACCUUACGAGAAUUGCAAAGGAUGUUCGCGUACCUGUUGGAGUCCGAGAGAAAAGCGUACAAUCCGAGGAGUUUCUGUCGCGUGUACACGAUGAAUCACGAGCCGCUAAAUACGGGCGAGCAGAAAGAUAUGGCUGAAUUUUUCAUUGAUCUCGUUUCCAAACUAGAGGAGAUGACGUCCGAUCUGAAGAACCUGGUGAAGACGCUGUUUUGCGGUGUGAUAUCCAACAACGUCGUCUCGCUUGAUUGCGAGCACGUUAGCAGGACCCUGGAGGAAUUCUAUACCGUUCGCUGCCAGGUAGCGGACAUGAGAAAUCUCUAUGAGAGCUUGGACGAGGUCACGGUUAAGGAUACGUUGGAGGGUGACAAUAUGUACACGUGCUCGCAGUGCGGCAAGAAAGCGCGUGCUGAGAAACGAGCAUGUUUCAAGAAACUGCCUCAUAUAUUGUGCUUCAAUACGAUGCGCUACACCUUUAACAUGGGUACUAUGUUGAAAGAAAAGGUCAACACGCAUUUCAGUUUUCCCCUUAGAUUGGAUAUGUCUGGUUACGUCGAGAAGAAGCUCAUGCCGCAGCAUUACCAGGACGAGAAAAAGGCGGUGUCGCCCGAGAAGAGAAAAUCUGAGAACGAUGGACACUCGAGACCUUUAUUGGUGGACGACGUGGAGGAAGAGGUACAAGAGGAAGAAAUGGAGCAUUAUCAGUACGAUUUGAUCGGCGUGACUGUUCAUACGGGAACCGCGGACGGUGGGCAUUAUUACAGCUUCAUCAGGGAUCGUACGUCUCCUAACAAGGACAAGUGGUUCUUAUUCAACGACGCCGAAGUCAAGCCGUUUGAUCCGAAUCAGAUCGCGGCCGAGUGUUUUGGCGGCGAGAUGACCAGCAAAACGUACGAUUCGGUGACGGACAAGUUCAUGGACUUCAGCUUCGAGAAAACCAACUCGGCGUAUAUGCUGUUCUAUGAAUGGUGCGCGGAUCCGGGCGAGCAAACGAAGGAGGAGGAGGCCACCGUGUCGAGUCCCACCGUCGACAAUAAUGCUGAUAAUAAUACUGGACGACCGUCGUCUUCAUUGGUGCGUAAUAACGCGAACAAACUGCCGCCGCUGGAACUUAACAAGGAGCUGGAGGACUGGAUCUGGCAGGACAACAUGCACUUUUUACAGGACAAGAAUAUAUUUGAGCACACAUACUUUGGAUUUAUGUGGCAGAUUUGCGGCUACAUACCGCAGACGCUACUGUCCGUGCAGCCGGACAUCACGGAGAUGUCCGCGGAACUGUCGACGUCUUUUUUCAUGGAAACGUUCAUACACGCCAAGGAGAAGCCGACGAUGGUGCAGUGGGUGGAACUGCUGACGAAACAAUUCAACGGCUCGGCGGGCGCGUGCGCAAGAUUUCUCGAGCGGAUGGCCGGCGACUCGUGGUGGCCUAUUCAGAUUCUAGUCAAGUGUCCUAAUCAGAUGGUCAGGCAGAUGUUUCAACGGCUAUGUAUUCAUGUGAUUCAACGAUUGCGCGCUACUCAGGUGCCUCUAUAUCUUCUCUGCGACGAGGAGAACGACGUCAGCACGGUCGGUACGCGAUCCUGCGUCACGCGAUUUGUUAGGAUGUUAUUAUCACUCAUGGAACACGCCAAGCAGCAUCUCAAACACCUCACCGAGUACUUCAGCUUCCUGUACGAGUUUAGCAAGAUGGGGGACGACGAGGCGGUUUUUCUCAUCAGGGUGCAAGCCAUAUCCACGAUGGUAAACUUUUAUCUCGGGCAUAAGACGCAUGAGUUCGUCGAUGCGGUUAGUGAGGAGGAGGAAGAGGAAGAGAUUGUGACGGUGCCUUCGGAAAAGCUCCGACCUGCUUCGUUGGAUAAGAUGAUUAUGCUGAUCGCGUACUUGGUCGAGCGCAGUAGAGGACAGGAUCAUAGAUUAGCCCUGUCGCCGGCGGAUUUGAGCGCCGUGGCAGGCGGCAAGGGCUUCCCCUUUCUGUAUCAACAGACACGAGACGUUAUUAAUCUUACUCAGACCAGAAACUUGAUUCAGUCCUUGUGUCGUUGGAAUGACAGACUGGCGAUACACGUCGUUACGAUGAUAUUCCAGGCGAUAAUGAAGCACACCGACGUAUGUCAGCCUUUCUUCAAACUGUUGACGCUUCUAACAGAGAGUUCGGGACUGAGCGGCCUGCCUUGUAUGACCCAGCUGAUCUUGGGUAGAGUCUGGGAAGCGGCGAGGGUAGCCCCUCAUGGUGCGCUUGAGUGGUUGGCUCUAGCGGUGACGAGGAGCAAAUUGGCGCACGCUUGGGUUCUCCAAGGACUCGACACCUGGCUACAGCACUUCCUUCUUGAGCACUCCAAUCAAAGGGUCCGUUCGGCCGCCGCUUUUCUACUGGUGUCUUUGGUACCGUCUACGCACUUUAGACAGGGAUACCGUACUGCUCAUCGGCUUAAUCUAGGCUGCAAUUCGUCCAGAGAGCUUCAACUGUCACCGGAGGCUACUCUGAUACUUCAUCAGAUAUACACGGCCCUUUUGAGAUUGCUGCAACCCGCGCGACAUUACAUCGACAUACAAACUCACGGUACAAUGAAACUCACUGCCUACUUUGCAUUGCUCACAUACUGCGUAGUCUCCAAAACCGAAAAAUUAAUGUUCGGGCAGUAUCUUAACGAUUUGUGGACGCUUUUCCAUCCGAAGCUUUCGGAACCGAGCAUUCCGGUGCAUCAUAACAAGCAAGCGGUACUUUUGUUCUGGUAUCAUGUCUGCUCCGAUUGUCCAGAGAAUGUCGCUAUGAUACUCCACAAUCCGCACAUAACUAAGAAUAUUGCAUUUAAUUAUAUAUUAGCUGAUCACGAAGACCAGGAUGUUGUGCUGUUUAACAGAGUGAUGUUACCUGCAUAUUACGGCCUUUUGCGGCUUUGCUGCCAGCAGUCGCGCACUUUUACAAGACAAUUAGCUGCGCAUCAGAACAUUCAGUGGGCAUUCAAAAACAUCACUCCUCAUCCUACUCAAUAUUCAACUGCGGUGGACGAAUUAUUCAAACUGAUGCAGUUAUUGGUAGCGAGACAUCCUGAUCAAACUGAACAAGAAGAGGCGGAGAUCGCGUCAUUCAGAAGGGGCACGUUGUCUUCUUAUUUACAAGGGCUCGAUGGUCGUUCAUGCUGGGCAACUCUCAUCUCUGCUUUUCGGAUUCUCAUUGAAUCGGACGACGAUCGUUUGUACGUUGUUUACAACGGUGGCUUAAGUAUGGCCCUGGAAGCGUUUCAUAUGCUACACAUAAUGUAUCACGAGGCGACGGCUUGCCACGUCGCCGGCGAUCUGGCCGAACUGAUCGCCAUCAUCGUCGAGCUGGUGCGAUGCGUUCGCACUGCAAGAGACGGACCGGACGCUAGAAGUAUUCUCGCCAAUUGCAAAGAGUGGCCUGAUAUACUCCGCAAGCUAGCGACGUUACUAAACACGUACAAUCCGCCCGACAUGAGAAACCUGGCUAUAGAUCUUUUAAAGGAGCUCGUCAUGCUCGUUCCUGCCGAAGCAAUACUGAUCCUAGCGCCAUUACUUUCGCACUGCCAUGCAGCUCUUCAGGAAUCCCACGCCGCAGUCCCACCUGGACCGUACCUUCCGCGAAGAUCUACCCCGCCCGGGAAGAUGCCUACCAGACCCGCCAGGCCGAUGGUACAAAUGGCGGUGCCUCACUCUCAGCUGGAGGCGUCAAAAGGGGUCGAUCCGGAAUACGAUAGCGCUCUGCUUGAAUUUUACUUACCUUAUCACGAGCUAAUAGAUGUCAUGUGUAGGCUGGCGAUAAAUAACGAUUGCAUGACGGAUGCGUUAGUGAACUUGAGCGCUAUGCUUGGAUUCGAAGGUGUACCUUUGCACUUGGCUCUGUUCCCUAGGUUGUGGUUGGACGUGCACGCCGCUACGCACAUAGACAGAAAGCAUAUAGCAUCUCUUUUGUGUUCUUCCUAUACGGUAGAUUACGUAGACGCUGUGCUGCUGGACGAGAGAUCGUCGUUAGGAGUGCCGGCGAUACACGCUUUUCUCAAGACUUUCUUUCCGAAACUGGCCAGUCACGUGUUGACCGAGCAAACGUGCUUGCUCAUCGAUAAUCUGGUCAGCUCGUUGACGGCGAUGGUGGAGGCGGUGGACGUUGAAGCAUCGGCGCACAGGUUGACCGGGGACCUGCGCGCCCUGGCUCUCGUCUACAGCAGUAGCACAAGACUGAAACCACCCUCCAGCCUGCUGCCGGCUCUAGAGACUCUGCUAUCGCGAACACGGACUAUUACGGUGAAGGAGAACCGUACGUCGUCGGAGGUCGUGGAAUCGCCUUCGAAACGGCGUAGGUUGUGCGGCGACAGUGAACCGGUCGAUAAGGAACUCUGCGCACCGAUCAACGACAUCGACAUGGAGAAUAACAUCUCCGAGGCGGAGCUGGACAAGACAGACCCGGUGAACGACACGAUGUCUUCCGAUUCCGGGGACGAUAAGGCCGCCACUGCCAGGCACAAAUCGGGCAACGUUCAAGCGGAGACCAUCGCCACCAGCGGCACCGUCUCGCCGCCCCGUCUGGUCACCACCGCCAACAGUUGUACAAAUCAGUUGCGCUGCUCGUUGACCAACGUCUCGUGGCUUGAGAUGCUGGAGAAGACCAUUGUCGAUCUACAAACAAUCGUGCAAGUGCAAAGCAAGAAUAAUUAAAAUAAUUCAUCGCGUAGGCAGAUGCUGAAAGCAACUCUGCUACUAUAACACGAUAACAGGACACAUGAUUAAUGAUCGGUUCUACGACGUGUAAAUGUGUGUGAUCUUUCGCACCGAUAGAGUUUACGGUGUGUUUGCGCCUCCUUUUCAAAUCCGGAUUAUAACUUAGUUCAUAAUAUAUAUCGUAUGUAUGUAUGUAUCGAGUUCGACUGCGAUUUACUUUCCAAAUAUAGGACAAUAAGAUAUUUUCGUUAUUUUUGUGACUUAAGUUUUACGUUAAGUUCAUAUAUAUGAAAUUCGGAAGAUCGCGUAUCGCCGUCGUGUAACAUCCGGACUACUCCGUAGAAUUUUUUUCAUCUGAAAUCGCGUUUGUUAAAAAAAAAGUGCUGUGAGAUAGAUUAACUUGUCUCUUGGCAAAAAACUUGAUACGUGCACUCUAAUGUGCAAUAUAACGUACACUAUCCAGUAUUCAGAAAGACACAAUUAAAUACGAGGGAUGAAAUUUAAUUUCUCCAAAUCAUCUCACUAUCUCUGAAAAUUCUGUUAACGUCGCAAAUUAUUUCGAUAAUUUCGCGCUAUGCUUAUAUAGGUAUGAAAGGAAUCACAGGGUUUUAAGAAAUUGUUAAAGUAAACAGAUAAGACACAGUACGUUCGAUUAUUAGCAGAAAUUUCUCUUAUAUAUGCCAUCAUUUAUGGAGUAUGAGCAUUUCUUUUGUUCAUUUUUGACACGUGAGCCUAAGUCUCAAAAAAUAUUGAUUUUGAAAAAGAAUAUUGAAAAUAAAAGUUAAGCUUUUACUUUAGAUAUUUGUUUUAUGGAGUGCCAUUAUCCUACUAAUUUGUGUCAAGAGAGAUCUCUUAUUAUUCUACUAAUAAUAUUCGUCAAUUUCAGAUAAAAAUUCAUUAAAAUGUCGUUUCUCAAGUUUUCUAUUUUAUUUUCGAAUUUUCCUAACCAUUUUAUUUUCAAAGAACGUAAGAAGAAAUUGACGGUACUAAUUAUUUAUUUUUAUUUGCGCAAUAUCGAUUGUAAAUCGUUAGGAAAGAGAGGUAAAAGAGAGAAUUUACAUAUAAAUGCUAAUUUUAACUUGAUCUAAUUUUAAUUCGAUGUGUCUAGAUUACACGAAGAAAAAAAAUCUUAAUUUGUACGGAGCGUUAGAGGUUCAAAUUCUUAAUGGAUUGACGUAAGAUUUGAUGGAAAGUUCUUUAGUAUAUAUAUAUAUAUGUUUUUUUAAAUGACAACACGUUGAUUGUGAACUCAAUGAUGGAUCGAACGCAAACUAUAAUUUUUCAUUUCGCGUCGUUUAUUUACGCUUUUUUCUAUCUAACAACAAUCGUUUUACAAACGUCAUGUUGCAAACAACUUUUCUACAAUCACCGGCCGGCUCUCUCGCGUUAUACGUCAAAUUCGCAGAGACAUCUCACAUCACGAAAUGAAUAAAACCAGGUCGUCAAACAUUUUCAACAAGCUGAACAUUCAAGCCAACGUAUUUAUUACCGAUUGAAGAGCAGAUGAAGUCAUUUGUUCAGCAUGUAGCGCUUUCGUUGAGCUUGGAUCGGAUAUAAUGGUACUAAGCUAGCAUAUCGCGUCCAAUUAAAUAAAAAUCCUGCUAUUUCUCAUUGCAGUUAUAUUACGUUGGAUUGUAUAACAUGUAUGAAGAUAUAUAUAUAUAUAUAUAUAUAUAUAUAUAACGCAAAAAAAUUUAUAUAAUUUCUCGCUUGUGAUGAACGCCUGUAAUUCGAUAUAACUGCAGUGACGGAUCAGGAACCUUUCGAAGUUAGGGAAGAUGCGCGUGUACAGACAUGCCGAUCGACUGUUUAACAGUAAACUUUUUCCGCAUUAAUAUUAACGCUCUCGUUCCCUAAAUGUCCCGUAAGCGACUCUAUAUAUAUAUAUAUAUAUAUAUAUAUAUAUAUAUAUAUGUUGCCGAAUCCGAAAAAAUAUAAAAAAACAAACGCGUUUGAUAGACUCGCGCACGCCGAACGAUAAGCAAGUGUCCGCUUGAUGCAGUGUAUAUUAUCUUAAAUGUCGCUACAUUUGAUGUAAUUGUAACGAAAUGAGAAGAACGGAAGAAAUAUCGGCUCUCUCUCUUUCUCUCUUUUUUUCUCUCUAAAAAAUGCAUUUACUCCAGUCCGAUAAUCGAUUAAUAAACAUCUAUCAUUUAUGAACUCGUAUAUGUGAACUUUAGUUGUGACAUAAUUAUAUAAUAAAAAGAAAAGAAAAUUUUUUAAUUAUUUUUUUAAUCACGCAUUUCCUUAUAAACGCGCGUGUUUCCUAUGUUUAAGAUAAAAUAAAAAUGAUAUAUUUACGAGAGAGAAAGGAGAUAAUAAGCAAAAGAUGGAAAUACUGUGGAAAGUGUAUCUAAAACGAGACUCGCAAUUAAAAUCGACGAACUUUAAUUGCGAUUAUUAGAUUUAACGAAUUAUAUAUUUAAUUAAUUCUUUGUAAAAUAAAAGAGUCGAUAUAAAAUAAUUAAUAUUAACUUUAAUUAAAAUGCGUUAUCACAUCGACGUUUAUAAUAACAACAUAUAUAUGGCGUGCAGGAUUUCCACAGUUUUGCGAAUAUUUGUUUAUCCCUUUCGCUGCGACGCAUUUCAAUAAAAAAAAAAUCGCACAAUAGUAUCGGAUAAUACUUUUGUUUCUGGAUUCCUACAUACAUACAUAUAUAAUUUUUCGCUAUUAUAUUGUAUUAGGCAAGAAAUUAAUUCUUCGACGACAUAUUGUUGUAGCGAAAGGGUAAAUGAAUGCACCCUUUAGAGUGUAAAAAUAUUAAUUAUAAAAAUAUUAAUUAUAAAAAUAUUAAUAUUAAUUAUAUUAAUAUUUUACAAAUGUACGAUCCAUCUGGAACAGCUGAUGACUUUUUAAUUCUGCAGCCAAAAAAAUCUCACCCAAUAAUGACGUAUCGCGCGUAUGUGUGUUACAUUAUAUAUAUAUAAUGUAUACACACAUACGCGCGAUACGUCAUUAUUGGGUGAGAUUUUAUAUAUAUAUAUCAUUUUAACGGGAAAAAACGAGAGGGGGAGUAUUUACAUACACAAAUAUUACAGUUUUCAACAUUAAAACGCGAUAAUAUUAAUUAUAGCAUAUAUUUGCGCUCUCGUUGACUUUUGAUGCUCUCGAAAAUGAUGCUGUCGGCAACAAUUUAUAUACGGUGUAUGUUUGAAAAUAAAAGGCGCUCGCGACGAAAAAAGUUUGUCAAAGUUACUGUGUAAAAAUUUUUGAACGCAUAUUGCAAUUUUUUUUACUUUUUUGGCCAUUGUUCUAUCUAUUUCGGCCGCGAAAAUCUGCUUCGCGAGAUCGUUCCAUCAGGGUUUGUAUAUCUUCGGCAUGUGUCUACACAUAUUCUCAUUUAUCUUUUCAUUAUCAUUAAGAUGUAUAGUUUUUCGAGCGAUAUAAUAUAAUAAAAGUUUCUUCAUUUUAAAA